GUGGAGAGAGAACGAGGCUGUCGGCCAUUUUGUGUCUGUUUCCUGCGGGACGCGGUGGUGGCGGUUGGUUCCGAGAAGUCGGCGAUUUUCUUCUGGUGUCCCCCCCCCCCCCCAGCUUCUUCUCGCCUCCUUCCUACCUGUUCUGUAGAGAGCAGCGAUGGGUCGCAAGAAGAAGAAGCAGUUGAAGCCGUGGUGCUGGUAUUGUAACAGAGAUUUUGAUGAUGAGAAGAUCCUUAUACAGCACCAAAAAGCAAAGCAUUUUAAAUGUCAUAUAUGCCAUAAGAAAUUGUACACAGGACCUGGAUUAGCUAUUCAUUGCAUGCAGGUGCAUAAAGAAACCAUAGAUGCUGUACCAAAUGCAAUACCUGGGAGAACAGAUAUAGAGUUGGAAAUAUACGGCAUGGAAGGUAUUCCAGAGAAAGAUAUGGAUGAAAGACGGCGACUUCUUGAACAGAAAACACAGGAGAGUCAAAAAAAAAAGCAACAAGAUGAUUCUGAUGAAUAUGAUGAUGACGAAUCUGCAGCCUCAACUUCCUUUCAGCCGCAGCCUGUUCAACCUCAGCAAGGUUAUAUCCCACCGAUGGCCCAGCCAGGACUUCCACCAGUUCCAGGGGCACCAGGAAUGCCUCCAGGCAUACCUCCAUUGAUGCCAGGUGUUCCUCCCCUGAUGCCAGGCAUGCCUCCAGUUAUGCCAGGCAUGCCACCUGGAUUGCAUCAUCAGAGAAAAUACACCCAGUCAUUUUGCGGUGAAAACAUAAUGAUGCCAAUGGGUGGAAUGAUGCCACCUGGACCUGGAAUUCCACCUCUGAUGCCUGGUAUGCCACCAGGUAUGCCCCCUCCUGUUCCACGUCCUGGAAUUCCUCCAAUGACUCAAGCACAGGCUGUUUCAGCACCAGGUAUUCUUAAUAGACCACCUGCACCAACAGCAGCAGUACCCGCUCCACAGCCUCCAGUAACUAAGCCUCUUUUCCCCAGUGCAGGACAGAUGGGGACACCUGUAACAAGCUCAAGUACAGCUUCAUCCAAUUCAGAAAGUCUGUCUGCAUCUUCUAAAGCUCUGUUUCCUAGCACAGCACAAGCUCAGGCAGCUGUCCAAGGACCUGUUGGUACAGAUUUUAAGCCCUUAAACAGUACUCCUGCUACAACUACAGAACCCCCAAAGCCUACAUUCCCAGCUUAUACACAGUCAACAGCUUCAACCACUAGUACAACAAACAGUACUGCAGCAAAACCAGCAGCUUCAAUUACAAGUAAGCCUGCUACACUUACAACCACCAGUGCAACCAGUAAGUUGAUCCAUCCAGAUGAGGAUAUAUCACUGGAAGAAAGAAGGGCACAGUUACCUAAAUAUCAGCGUAAUCUUCCGCGACCAGGACAGACUCCACUUGGUAAUCCACCAGUUGGACCAAUUGGGGGUAUGAUGCCACCACAGCCAGGCAUCCCACAGCAGCAAGGAAUGCGACCUCCAAUGCCACCUCAUGGUCAGUAUGGUGGUCAUCAUCAAGGCAUGCCAGGUUACCUCCCUGGUGCUAUGCCACCUUAUGGACAGGGACCACCAAUGGUGCCCCCUUACCAAGGUGGGCCUCCUCGACCUCCAAUGGGAAUGAGACCUCCUGUUAUGUCGCAAGGUGGCCGUUACUGAUCUUACUUCACCAAGUCUAAUAGGUUUGGAGAUUAAACCUUUUCUCAACUUGUGCUGUUUAUAUAGACAAGCUUCCGUCUAUAAGGCUUCAUUGUGACUUUAACAGACAUUAUCUUUCCACAUACCAGGAACUAUUGGACAUUUAUUUGACAUGGGAGAAAUUAUUUGGAAUAAUAAAACAGGAAGUUUUCCUGAAGUUGCAAUUUAUACUGUAUGGCUUCUUUUUCAUGUUUCAUCUAGGUUUUUAGAAGUGAAGUAUAGUAAAUUUGGUUCGUUAAAUUGUGAAGGCGCUGGAAUUACAUGAACAUACCAUCUUAAAUAAAGGCAAGUUCUGUAAGCUUACAUUGCUAUUUGUAAAGUUAUGCCUUCACAGCAUUUCUAAUGCUGUUGGACUUCAUGUCCCCAACCUAGCUUGGUGAGGGCUGUAACUGUUUCCAAGUACUUGUACAUUGGAAGUCUGAAUGUGUAACAAUAUUUAAUGUAUUUAGAGAGUUCCUCGUGUUGCAGGGUUUAAGAAAUCUGGCCCAUUGAGGUCAUGUGACUUUUCUGUACUUCAAAACUUCAUUGUAAUAAAAUGAGAUAAAAAUUUAUGCCUUUUUAUUCAUAACCCAACUGUGGACCACUGACUGAAAGGUUUGUACAGAUGCAUGCCACAGUAGAUGUCCACAUAAUAAAAUUCGGUUACCAAUACAGAUUUGAUAAAUGAUUGGGUUCUUUAAAUAUAGGUUUUUUUCUUAGCUGCAUGUUUUAAUAGUAUAUAUAGAAUUGUUCUUGUUAAUGUUUCUGUUGACAAACUCUUAAGACACAUGAAUCAUUACAUAACGGGUAUGGAGUCUUUGUUUCCUUCUUUCACAUCCUUUGGUAUCAGAUGCCACAGAAAUUUAAAAUGUAAAAUUCAAAACUUCUUUAUAAGAAAGUUUAGAGCCUAGUGCCAGACCCGUUUGUUUUCUUUAAUUUUAAGACCCAUUUAUUUUCUUUAAUUAGUUUUACUUCAUGGACCUCAGAAGCUUUCCAGGUGGAAACUUCUAGAAGCUUAGCUGUAUGCGUAUGCGUCUUUGUUAAUGGUUUGAUAUGUGUUAAUUUAAAUGUGCCCCUAUUAAGGUGUUAGGAUGAUUUAAGAGAUGAUUAGCAAAUUUGUUUCAUGCUUCUUAGAGGUUAUGUUACCUGGGAUUGGAUAUGUGCCCUCUCUUAAAACCAGGCAGUUAAUCCUGACCCUUGGAAAUGUGGAAUAUUUGUAUUCCUAUAGGUAAUUUUACUUUGGGGGUGACUGCUAUUGCGGAUUUUGUGUUAUAAGUCUCAUACUAGUAGCUCAUAAUAAUUCUUUUGGCUUUUUCCUUUUACAUAUUUUUUUGAUUUUUACAGAGUAAUUAUCCAAAAAAAACGAAUAUAAGUUGAUUUGGUUUAUGCUGGAAAUGCUUAAGUUUUUAUUAAUUUCUAUGAAAGUAUUAGAUAAAUGUGACAACACCAAAAAUGGUGUUUAUUUCGUAAGAAUAUAUUGAAAAUAUUUGACUUAUUAAAGAAGAAAGUUAACAGGUAAAAGCCUAUGGAAUGCAUUGUGACAAAUAAUUGAAAGUUAAAUGCCAUUUUCAAGGUUGUAUUUCUGCACUGAUUUAUUUUAUGCCUCUGAUGUAGUUACUGUCAUGGUGCAAAAGUUACAGUUUGUAACGGAAAUGCCCAUAUAUUACUAGAGAUGCGUUAUUCCGCCAGCAGCCAAGUUACAUAUUCCUUUCCCUAAAUACCUGUCGACUAAAGCUUUAAAACCCCUUAAAUAUUUCUUAGGUCUGGCAGCACAUAUUUUAUACUGAAAAAGAAAGCCCUGUACUGAAAAUAUUGAGGUUUUAGCAGGGCUGUAGUAACACUAACCUUUAAUACCGGCACUUAGGAGACAGAGGCAGGUAGAUCUCUCUGUGAGAUCGAGGCCAGCCUGGUCUACAGAGCAAGUUCCAGGACAGGCUCCAAAGCUACAGAGAAACCAUGUUUUAAAAAACAAAAAGCGAAAUAGUAAGGUUUUUCAAAAAAGACGUUAAGUUUAGAUUAAAUAAGAAAUGCUUUCUUAAAAACCGUCUCAGAAGAAUUUCAUGUAUUGGAUUAUCAGAAAACUGAAGAGAAAACUUCAAAAAGGAUACAAGGUUUUGCUCUUGCAUUUUGUUCAAAUACAGCAGGGUUUAUUAUGGAGUCUACAAAUUAAUAAGUAAAACAUCCUAAUAAAAAUUCAAAUGUUAUGUGUAAUACGUAACAUUUAAUUACAUAUAAUCUCUCCUGUGUUUUGUAACUGUAUGGCGCAGGAGUGGUAUCCGUUCAGGCUGUUGUUGAAAUUUAAUUUUUAAGUACAUCAAGAAUAAGCUUCUAGAAAAUACAUUUUGCCUAAUUGUUUCUGGGGUCCAUAGUAGUGUUAAAUCACAAGCGUGACAAAUUUGAAACGAUUUACACUUUUUAAGUAAACAAUGUCAUUAAAAGUGAAUUUUAGCCUUUUCUCACAAAAGGGCUGCUUUUAGUUAUUUGGUAUGUUCCUGUGAACACUGGUUAGCUGUAAAAUCAAUGCACCUGUCAGCUUUGGCUCUAUCUUCCAUUCAUGGGAUCAUUUUAAAAAAGAAAACUGUCUGGCACUAGUUUCUAUUCUGUUUUGCCACUGAUAGUGAAAAGACUAACAGCUGAGGGCUCACUUUUCAGUGACUGCUGGAGUUACCACUUAAUUUGACUCAUUACUAUUGUAGCGAUCUCACACAAUUUGUUAGGGGGAGAGUACCUAUUUUACUGAUCAGGUUACAUAUUAAACUCAGUUUAAUGAAUUACUUACGGAAAUCUCCAAGAAAUAAGUUUGGACUCAGGAUGCAAUUGUAGACACAGAGAUGCCUUUUUUUUUUUUUUUUUUUUUGUUGCUUGCUUGAUCAUUGGGACUUAAAUUUUGAUGCAUGUCUUUUUAAUUAAUUGGGUGAUGU
This is a messenger RNA of Chionomys nivalis (European snow vole), 4581 nucleotides long. RefSeq names its product zinc finger protein 207 (gene Znf207). NCBI's taxonomy places the organism in Eukaryota, Metazoa, Chordata, Mammalia, Rodentia, Cricetidae. The coding region runs from base 158 to 1642 and encodes 494 amino acids. The transcript has 12 exons. Gene Ontology annotation, cellular component: nucleus. The record is from RefSeq and is a predicted model, not a curated record.